Rubroshorea leprosula is the source of this 619-nucleotide messenger RNA. The record is from the annotation of a GenBank genome assembly. NCBI's taxonomy places the organism in Eukaryota, Viridiplantae, Streptophyta, Magnoliopsida, Malvales, Dipterocarpaceae.
AGGAUUGACACAGUACAAACCCAUAUUUUUUGUGCCUUUUGCUGCCAUUUUAUUAGCAGCAUUUCUUCAAGAAAGAAAAGCAGUGAAAGAGCCCAGCUAUGGAGGGACAGAGGAAAACUGAACAAAAAGGCUGCAUCAAGAGCAGCAGAGGCCCUUGGGUGGUUCAUAAAACCACAAAAAAUGGCGGUACAGUGACCAAGUAUCGGUUUCCAAGCGACAGCGAGAGACAAAAGAAUAGGCAGAGGGAGAAGAGGCGGCGGGCGGUGGCUAAGAAGAUCUUUGCAGGGCUAAGGGAGCAUGGAAACUACAAUCUGCCCAAGCAUGCUGACAGCAAUGAUCUGUUGAAGGCGCUUUGUGAGGAGGCCGGCUGGCAUGUGGAGGAGGAUGGAACCACUUACAAGAAGACAUUUAUGUCAGAAAUGCCAAGCUUAGUUGAGGUGGGUCCCAGACAACCGUUUGAGGAUGGGAUAUCAGAGGAUCAAGAUUACUGCACCUGCAAUGAUCAGAAUGGAGUCUUUCCCUUUGAAGCCUUCUCGGCAUUUGGGCAGGCUCCUCCUCCAGAGCGUAAUGCUAAGUCGACCCUUUCACUCUCUCUUUAGAAUGAAUUUACAAACCCCAG